AUGAAGUCUAAGCAUAUGCGUAAGUCUCCAACACCUAAUGUGGUACGAAAGCCUCAGGUUACUCGUCAAGGUGUCUUAAUUCCUGAAAUACCAGAACCUAUUUCUCCAUCAUCAAAUAAACGAAGUGAUGAAGAUAUAGCUAAACAUCUUUCACAGAAGAAGAAGAAGAAGAAGAAGAAGAAGAAGAAGAAGACAAGAAAGCUUUUGAUCUUCACUGAAUCUACAGAAGAUGAGGAUGAACAAAUUCCAGAAACCCCAGAAGCAAAUCUAAACAAAUAUAGUUCAACUCCUAAGAAGACAAUAGUUAUACCACCCGAAGUCUCGGUUGCCAAAUCAGAUUCUAAGGAGAUUCGAAGAAAGAAGCUAAAGGUAAUCUCGAUUCUGUUGUCUUAA
This is a messenger RNA of Lactuca saligna, 393 nucleotides long. Lineage: Eukaryota; Viridiplantae; Streptophyta; Magnoliopsida; Asterales; Asteraceae. The record is from the annotation of a GenBank genome assembly.